Pectinophora gossypiella (pink bollworm) is the source of this 2884-nucleotide messenger RNA. RefSeq lists its product as uncharacterized. The transcript has 2 exons. NCBI's taxonomy places the organism in Eukaryota, Metazoa, Arthropoda, Insecta, Lepidoptera, Gelechiidae. Gene Ontology annotation, molecular function: nucleic acid binding. Gene Ontology annotation, biological process: DNA integration. The record is from RefSeq and is a predicted model, not a curated record. Bases 727 to 2181 code for a protein of 484 amino acids.
CUCUGGAAACUGCAGACCAGGGUAUGGUAAGGAAGAAACUGGCUGUCAACAUCGCAACCGACUCAGGAGCCUCCGGAUGUCUGAAAUGUGAUACUGCCAUCCACGGAGCCAGAGCGCCUCUCAUCGCAGAAUGAGCUGCCCACACCGCGCUUCAUAAACACCAAGUUCGGCUAUGUAGUGGGAGGUAGUGUUGCAGACCAGCAUGCGUCUGAUAAGGUUGUAUCUUUGUAUUGUCAAAGCUGUGAUAACGGUCUUAAUAAUGCUGUAAGUUCAUUUUGGGAAGCUGAAAGUGUACCACAUGUAUACAAUGAAAAAUCUACAGAGCACAGGCUCUGCGAAAGUGUAUUCCUAAACUCUGUGAAGUUGCAGGACAAUCAUAAUUUAGAAAAACGAUUGCAUAAAGAUGAGAGGUCUUUCUCUGAAUAUCAGAGCUUUAAUACUAUUGGUAGCCCUGCCGAUUUAAUAAGCAGAGGCACCCUAAGUGACCCCAGUGAUCUUCCACACUCCAAGGUACGGUGGCACGGCCCAGACUUUCAACGAAACAGUGAGUACUUAGUCAAUGAACAUAUAGACUUACCUGUCAAUUUACCUGAGCUGAAGUCUGCUACACCCGGGUCACCUGUAAACCUACCUGAGGCCCCGACCACCAGCGCCGUGAUCUCCCUGGUCGCGCAAUCGCAGUCGGAGGUAUUUGAUUAUAUUUACAACUAUUCAUCUAUACAAAAAAUGACACGAGUUUUAGCUUAUGUACUGAGAUUCUGUCGCAACAUUAAAUCUAAAAACGAUAAGAAUAAAAAUAAUUAUUUGUCUAGUGCCGAGUUAAAUAAUGCAUUGAGACUGAUUUUGAAACAUGAUCAAUCCCUUCACUUCAAAGGGGAAUUUCACUCUAUAGGAAAUGGUACUUGUUUAAAAGGUAGUUUAAAGCCAUUGCAUCCGUUUGUAGAUGAAGAGGGUUUAUUAAGAGUAGGGGGCAGGCUUGACCAUGCUAAUCUUACCUAUGUUAGGAAACACCCUUUGAUAUUAGCUAAAAAUUCUCAUGUUACACAACUUAUUAUUCUGAAUGAGCAUUAUAGGCUGCUUCAUGCAGGACCUAAGCUUUUGUUAUCUAGCUUAAACGAAAGAUACUGGAUAAUUAAUGGUAUACGAGAGAUUAAAAAAGUCACUCACAAAUGUAUUAUGUGUUUCAGACUGAAAGCGGCGGCUGCAAAACAGUUAAUGGGUUCAUUACCUGCGGACCGUGUCACCCCUUCGCGUCCCUUCGAGAAGGUUGGAAUAGACUUCGCUGGGCCCGUCAAUGUUAAGCUUUCGCGUAUACGAAAGUCAGUAGUAGGUAAAGGCUAUAUUUGUGUUUUCGUCUGCUUUUCAACAAAGGCAAUUCAUCUUGAGUUGGCCUCAGACUUGACCACCGAUACCUUUCUCGCUUGUUUCAAACGACUAAUAUCGCGACGCGGUUUGCCCACCGAUGUUUAUUGUGACAACGCAGCGACGUUUAAGGGCGCAGACAACCAAUUAGCUGAUUUGCACAAGCUGCUCGCGUCUCGAGACCAUCAAACACAGGUGCAAGAUUAUUCAGCUACUAGAGGAGUGCGAUUUAACUUCAUUCCAUGCUACUCACCGGUGUUUGGUGGCCUCUGGGAGGCCGCAGUCAAAAGUACAAAGUACCAUUUAAAACGUAUUGUACACAACACUCUGCUAACUUAUGAGCAGCUUCAAACUGUUUUGUGUGAGAUCGAAGCCGUACUAAAUUCGAGGCCUUUAGUUCCCAUGUCAACUUCAGACAUCGAUGACUUUUCAUACCUCACGCCGGGACAUUUUCUCAUUGGGGUGGCUCCGACCUCAUAUCCAGAACAAAAUGUGUCAGAUGUACCUAACAAUAGGUUAAGGUUUUGGGACCAUUGUAUAAAGCUAAAACAAAUGUUUUGGAAAGUAUGGUACAAACAUUAUCUUACCGUGUUACAAACUCGUCCUAAAUGGCGAGAUGAUGUACCAAAUAUUGAUGUAGGUUCUCUAGUGAUACUUAGGGAACAAGACACCCCACCAUUGUCAUGGCCCAUGGCCCGGGUAACCAAAGUUUUCCCUGGAGCUGACCAGAAAGUUAGGGCUUUAGAAGUAAAGACGCCUAAUGGCAAAACUCACAUUAGGUCUGUGACGAAGGUGAGCGUCUUGCCUAUAGAUAAGUAAAUAUAUUUAGAAUAAGAUUAAAGGUUAUUUUAUUUUAUAUGUGCUUAUGUAUUUACUUACCUGAAGAUUGUUAUGUUUUACUUACAUACCUAUUAUAGGAUAUUUUUAUAUAGAAUAAGUUACAUAAAAUUAUUAUUUUAAUGUUUUCAUUUUGCAAACAGUUUUCUUACAAAUAUUGUUAUGAGAUGUAAUGUUUUUCUCUUUUAAUAAUAACAAUUCUUAAAACUGUUGUACAUCUAUACUCUGGUUGAUAGUUUUUUCUUUAACUUAUAUAAAGGCAUUGUAUCAGAUGUAAAAGGUUACUAUUUGUACUUAUGUGUCUAAAGUUUUCACUAGAUUGUUUUUCACUUAACUUAAAAGAAUGUUAUUCAUGUGCUUCAUAGAAUACUUUAAAAAGAAUGUUUUACAUUGAAUUGAUUAGCUUCACUUCAGUAGUAUGUCCUUAAUAGUUUUGAUAUUCUACUCUAUAAGUUGUGCUUUAAAAGGUUAAUUACUUCAAUUUAAAAAUAAGUCAUAUUCUGUGAGGCCGCAGCAUGUUGGCAACAUCAAGGUCUAUAUUAUUUUUACUGUAAUAUUUUGUCCUAUGGCAAUAUUACGGGACUUUACGCCACGGACUUUGCCGACGAGGCACGUUUUCUUGUAUCUUUUAACUUUAUGUAAAUAUUUCCUAGUUCUUAAUUCUAAUACAGUCCACUUUAACAUC